AUGACCAGAAAGAAGGUGAAACUUCAAUACAUAAUCAAUCAAUCCAGUCGGAGAGCAACCUACAACAGAAGAAAAUCAAGUUUACUGAAGAAGGUUAACAAAAUCAGUAUCCUUUGUGGAAUAGAAGCAUGUGUCGUAGUUUAUGGUGAAAACAAUGUUGAACCAGAGGUUUGGCCACCUGGUCCAAGAAUACAAAACGUGUUACAAAAGUUAUAUGGUUUAUCUAAACUCGAACGAAACAAAAGGGCAGAGGAUUUGGAGGGUUACUUGAAGAAAAGAAUAGAGAAAUCCCAUGAACAGUUGAGAAAACAAAUUUUGGAGAACAAGAAGAAGAAAUUUACCAAUGUCAUUGAUAAAGCCCUAAUUAAUCUACAUAACAAUACUGAUCUUGUGAACAUCAAUGAACUCAAUGAUAUGAAAGAUGAACUCAAUGAUCUGACAAAAUUUAUUGAUAGCAAUAUCAAUGAAGUCGAAAAAAAGUUGGAAUCGAUGAAUAUUGAAGACGAAGAGCAUGUUGUGAAUGGAGGAGAUAUGCAGGCUCAUGUUCAUGGUUUGGAUAUCCAAAAUGAUUAUCAAUAUCUUCCUUGGGAUAACUUCGUGUUAUCAUAUCAUGAUUAUAAUAUGGACACAGAUAGUCUUUGA
Vicia faba (fava bean) is the source of this 642-nucleotide messenger RNA. The record is from the annotation of a GenBank genome assembly. NCBI's taxonomy places the organism in Eukaryota, Viridiplantae, Streptophyta, Magnoliopsida, Fabales, Fabaceae.